Messenger RNA from Oncorhynchus gorbuscha (pink salmon), 11781 nucleotides. RefSeq names its product nucleus accumbens-associated protein 2-like. The transcript is spliced from 6 exons. Bases 1242 to 3002 code for a protein of 586 amino acids. Gene Ontology annotation, molecular function: DNA-binding transcription factor activity, RNA polymerase II-specific; RNA polymerase II cis-regulatory region sequence-specific DNA binding; protein binding. The record is from RefSeq and is a predicted model, not a curated record. NCBI's taxonomy places the organism in Eukaryota, Metazoa, Chordata, Actinopteri, Salmoniformes, Salmonidae. Gene Ontology annotation, biological process: regulation of transcription by RNA polymerase II.
UCUAAUUUCCGAUUAUCUGUAAUUUCAUGUAUUUGUGCCAUCAUUGCGCCUACAGUGUAUAUUCUAGCUGGUGUUGUUUACAUUGCUAAGCAGUGAGUAAAUUACCAGUGAAUCUACAAGUUUUCUUAAUAUGCCAAAUGUUAAGAGUGAAAAAAGGAUUGGCACACACACACAUACACACAUCAUGUUGCCCACACACUAGACACUCCCUCUUUCCCUCUCUCUAUCCCUCUCACUCAGUUGUUCCCGUUCAUCUCUCCCUCUCUGUCUCUCUCUCUCUUACGUGUGUCAAUCUGUGUCAUGGUUGUUUUAUGUUCACAGCUUCCUUCACAGUCCUUAGCAGAGACACUCUCUGUACAGUAAGCUGCUGUCUAACGUUUCCCUGGGCUUUCCUCUGUCACACUCAAUGACGUCUGGGGUCCUUUUUCCCGCUCUAAUCCACCGACAAACAGCAGUCCGGGAGACCUGCUCAGUGCCUGUCCAAAAAUGCAACCAGACAACAGAGGGAGCUGUCUACCUGAACAAGCUAACAUAGUGAACCCAGUGACAUCUCACUUGGAGAACUCACUCACUCAUGUUUAAAAUCCCCCAAGAGACAGUCACAGCGUUUUAACAGACACUCCCAAUGUGAUACUUGCACAAACGCUAGCAAGUUUAAUCUUUUCCGGCAUUCAGAAUCAGUAGUGGUAGUGGUAUGAGCUGUUUAAGUAUGAGUCACAAUCUCAAUAUGUUCUUGCAUCAAACUGGAGAUUUCAGGGUGAAUGACAGGGCUACUUUCAACUGCACAUUUUAGACAGUAUAAUUAACUCCUUUUCUCUCCUUACGUUUUUCUCAUUCAACUCUUAUUUUAUUAACUUGCUAUUUUUAUGACAUUUUCUAUUUAUUGGCCGUUGCUUAGGUUCAGAUAGGAGCUGAAGUUUCUACAACGCUAUUGCCUUUCUUAGCGACGUUCCCUCUGUCUCAACUCCCCCCCACCCCCCCAGUCUCCGUCUCUGUUUGUCUGUAACUCUACCCUGUUUUUUUCGCUCCAUCCCUCCCUCUCCCUGUGACAUACGUAUAGAUGCUGCAUUGAUUGCACACAGAGAGCCUCCCACUCCUUUCAUCAUUGAUGCGCUCUCUCCAGCUGCAGCAGCACUUGUUGAAUUCAGCCCUGGGAGAGGGAGAAGAUGUCCCUCUCACUGAUCUUGUCUGUGGUGACUCUUUAAAGCCCCUCUUCCUCCUCCUCCUCUUCCUCCACCACCAUGUCCCAGCUGCUCCACGUGGAGAUCCCCAGCUUCGGCAGCACCGUGCUGGGCUCCCUCAACGAGCAGCGCCUGCUGGGCCAGUAUUGUGAUGUCUCCAUCCUGGUUAAAGGCCAGCCCUUUAAGGCCCACCGGGCUGUACUAGCCGCCAGCAGCCUCUACUUCAGAGACCUGUUCAGUGGCUCAUCCAAGAGCCAGUUCGAGCUGCCCUCAUCGGUGACUCCCGCCUGCUUCCAGCUUAUAUUAUCCUUCUGCUACACGGGCAAGCUGACCAUGGCAGCCAGCGAGCAGCUGGUGGUGAUGUACACCGCCGGGUAUCUUCAGAUCCAGCAUAUUGUGGAGAGGGGCAUGGACCUGAUGUUCAAGGCCAACUCGCCCCACUGCGACUCCCAAACGGCUGCUAUGGAGGAGCAGCAAUCAGGCUCAGAGCCACAGAGUCCCAGCAACAACACCCUGGCUGGGGCAGGGACCUCCAUCCUGGGGCCGCAGGGCUGGUCCCCCUCCCUGGUGCUGCCCACACGGAAGAUCAAACUGGAGGGAUGCGAUCCGACCCCACUGGGGUUGCCCAGCCUGGGUCAUCAUAAGAGAGGGUCCUCUUCAUCUGACCUGGGGGGACGGCUCUCCAGGGGAAGCUCAUUGUUUUACACAGGUUCGGUCGGGACCACCAUCUUCCCGGGGAUGCAGCCCUACCCAGUGGCCGGGGGAGAGAGGUCCAGUCCUGGGGCCUCCAGCCUGCCCACCACAGACAGCCCUACCUCCUACCAGAACGAGGAUGAGGAGUUUGAAGAAGAACCGUACGACGGGAUCACGGAAGAGGCCUACAGUCAGAUCUAUGGGCGCUCAGCCAACCCAUAUGGAAUCCAGGACAAGCCAGAGAUGGCAGCCAUGCCCCUGUCCCUGGAGAACCGCUCCUGUGUGCUGGUCCGUAGGGACCUGGUGGCCCUGCCCGCCAGCCUCAUCAGCCAGAUCGGAUACCGCUGCCACCCCAAGCUCUACACCGAAGGAGACCCGGGGGAGAAACUGGAGCUGGUGGGAGGUACAUCUGUGUUUAUGACACGGGGCCAGCUGAUGAACUGUCACCUGUGUGCUGGCAUCAAACACAAAGUCCUACUGCGUCGCCUGCUCGCCACGUUCUUCGACAGGAACACCCUGGCUAACAGCUGUGGAACUGGCAUCCGUUCCUCUACCAGUGACCCCAGUAGGAAACCUCUGGACAGCCGUGUGCUCAAUGCUGUCAAACUCUACUGUCAGAACUUUGCGCCCAACUUCAAGGAGAGUGAGAUGAACGUGAUCGCCGCUGACAUGUGCACCAACGCGCGGCGCGUCCGCAAACGCUGGCUGCCCAAGAUCAAGUCCAUGCUACCCGAUGGCAUGGAGGUCUACCGGGCCGGUGUGGGGGUGGCCGCUGGUGUGGGCCUGGGCCUGGCCCUGGGAGCCGCCGGACCCGGGGUGGUGCUCCCCUUCGAAACCGACUUCAAAUCCCUGACCCCCUCUAGCCUUUCCCUGGACCAGAGGCUGUACCCGGAACUCAAGGACCCACUCAGGACUCACGCCCUGUUGGACAUGGGCAGCCCGGGAUCGGGGGUGGCUGUAGGGGAGGACGUGGAUGCGGAGAUCGUUGGUUCCCAAGCAGGGGGGGAUGAGCAGCAGGAGGAGGAAGAGGAGAUGGGUUUGGAUGGUGUGGAGGGAACGAUGAUCCCGGGAGGCGAGGCUGGAGAGCGGAGUAACAUGGCCCCGGGACAGGAAGGGGAGGAGUUUUGAGACGGCCUGAUAGUGAACGGGCAGUGAAUAUCCCCUGACUACUGUCUCCGAUCCAUCCACCGCCACACUUUGUCUAUCGCUUGCUAUUUCUUUUCUCCUCCAUCUCUUGUCCUCCUCCAGGCUCUCCAAAGGGAACCUCUCAGCACGAGAAGCCACGCUUGCAGAACUUACAGUACUGUGCAAUGAACAAACACACACAUAAAAACACACACACUGCAGUGUAUUUUUUAGCAGGACAGGGAGUACAAGAAGUACAAGAUUUUUUAUGCUGAACAGACACAGGCAUUGCUGGGGAACAAGCUAAAUGACUCAGCGAAUAUAAGAAAUCUCUCAUUUAAAAAUGGAAAAACAUUACUUUACUAUUUCUCCAGAUUAUUUUUUGUCUUCUGGUUCAUCUUCAAGACCCAAUUGUAGAAAACUGAACAAAGUAACACUGUUGUGUUAUCAUUCCCGCAGAGUAGUAGAACUUGCUACAUAACAGUUUCAUCUAUGAAUAGAUCAGAUAAGACUGUAAAAUGAUAGCCCUCUUCUUGGAAUAGAUAGAUAUAUGUAUAUGAUCAUUUAAAACACAAAACAACCACACAUGUGUAUAAUGCAUUUAAAAUCAUUAAGUUUGACACAAAAAAAGUUUGAAAACAUAUCUCCAUUGUGAUCCGCUUAAAUAAAUGGUUAAAACAUAAACAUAGUAAUCCUAGGGUACACAGUUGACCUAAACUAUCAGGCAUACUUGGGUUACAGAUAUAAUAAUAAUUCAUACAUUAUUGUUUAACCUGUAUUGCGCUUUUCAAAGGAAAGCAGAAUGGGUUCUGAAAAUAACCUCAGUAACGCUGAAGCAGCACACACUGCACUGGCUGUGUGAGAGACUGAACAUACAGUUCUCUACAGGAACAACAUGGAUCAGUGUAUUUAACACAAAUGACCAUGUUCCUUCUUUAAGUGCCACACAAAUUCUUGGAAGAUAUCACAUGAUCUCAUCUCAACAUACAGAGCAACAAAUCAGUUGAACAAUUGCAUGUGGGGGAAAAACCAAGCAUGUGAUUUUGUGAAAGAGAAGAGACACUUUUAACCUCUUACCCUGCUGCUUAAGGGUUGUGGUUUUCUAACUGAUUGAACACUUGAUCUGGAAAUAUGAAGGGCUUUUUUGUCUAUGGAUCAUCCUUAUACAAGAUGAUUUCUUCUAUUAGCCAGUCAAUGCAAUGCCUGUGUCUUUUGGCGGAUAGGCUCACGUAUAUACACACACUGUUCCCACACACCUUGUGAUUUUAACCUCUGAUGCAUCUGAGACACUGACCAACCGGCUUAACAGUGUUUGCAUCAUUUAGCAUACCUUUACAAAAAAAACACACAGUAUCACAAUGCCAGAGACACAAACAUGCACUAACACAACGCUUGCAUGCAAAAUGAGUACAGAGAAUCAACAACAACAACAGAGCCAUUUAUGAAUCUGCAUACAGAAAACAAUCAGCAGUUGCCUGAAGAUAGAUCAUUAAUACUCCAAGGAGGAGAGACUGGUAUGUGUUUCUCUUCGGAGUCAUGCGUUUGGCCUACGUUUGGCCUACGUUUGACCCAGAUUAGUGGCCUGGGGUGGAGGCAUGCUAGAGACUUGCUGAGAAGAAAGGAUUGACACCGACUGCAGCACCCAGCCUACAGCUUCCUUUCAUCCUCCAACCAUUUUUGUUGUUGUAAAUUAUUGAAUGAAACUAAUAUGAGAAAUUUCUUCUGGCUUAUUUGAAGAGGUUAUAGGGAGGGAUUGAUGGUAAACUUAUGGAGCUGCUGAGAUAUGACUGUUCUAAAGAAGUAACUGACAUUUGUCCCCUUAUCUUGGAAGGUUUGAGGUUAGUGGACUUGGACGGGCGGUCAUGCUGACGACGACAGUUAGGGAGACAAAAUGUUGCACUUUUUUACUAGUUUUGUCGCACUUUUUCUGUUCUAGCUGUUCAUUUUUGCCACAAGUAGGGAGUCUAAAUGGAAGGGUUGCUUGGGGUAACAUAUUGAUAGGCCUAUCAGACACCCACGCGGUAUGUAUGUUAUAGUUUAUGAAUGUGUACUUAAUCUAACACCUGGUUAAAAACAUGAGGUUUAAUCAACUCCCAAAACAGUCAUUUGAAUGGACAGCCUUUUUUUGUUGUUUUAUAAUUGCAUGAUGGGAAAGCACAUCAUGUUUGUUAGAUAUUAUUGUUCUGGAAACAUCUAUAUUUACUAAAAAAAAACAAGAUUGAUCUGGUUUCAGAAACAAAUCUAUUUUUGUCCCCAAUGUCAUUCGACUACAGCUUUACACUGGGCCAACUUUCAAAACGCUGGCAUGCCUGGGAUAACAUAACAAUGAAACAAGAGAGAACAAACAAGAUCACAUUUCCUCUUUCCAAUGCUUUAUUAUAUGUGCCAUUUUCAAGAUUGGGCCAGUUGUGUUGUGUUUAAUAUAUAUAUAUAUAUAUGAUCCUGUCGUAUGGUUCUUUUGGGUAUGAUCCUGUUUCUGUAAUUAGGAGCCCAGAUGUAUAAUUGCACUAGCUAGGAAAUGAGAAAACAAAUACGUUUACAAGAGUAUUUUUGGAGAAAUGUGACCUGCAUGGAAGGGAGAUGAGUGACUGGUUGUUUGAGACUGUGGGUGAAUGUCAGCUGGUUUCUAGCCCUGGUAGAGCAUAGGAACAGUACUGUACAUUAAAGUACAGGAUCUUGGUGCCACAAGAUACAAUUAUUUUCUAGCAGCUUGUACAGUGUUGCAUCUGCUCAUAUAAAGUGGGCCGGAGAAUGGAAUAACAUUAACAAUUAUUUGAAAGAAAGGUGACCGACGUUCCGUCUUAAGGGCACUGGAGCUGCUGUGUGAUUUCAAUAAAGAAGGAUGGUGAAGAUGUCUGCCGAUGUCGGUGAAUACCCAAAUAUACAGUCAAACUUGCCAUGUUUGUUGGCCUAUUGAUAGGUUGUUCACUUAUUCUAUCUACAUCCCCAACAAGAAACCAAUUAUGUUCCUUGUUCUUUAUCUCAUCUAUAAUUAAACCUGCUUGUUGCAACUCAUUAAUAAGAUAGGACAGAUAGACGGUCUGAAUACCAAGCCUGUAAUAUAAGUAAUAACUGCUUUCUCCUUUUGUCGAUUUGCAUGUGCAACCACUACUGGCUCUAAGGGGAAGUGAAAUGCUUUCCAGUGCAAUACUGUCAUCAGGUAGGGAGUUUCCCUGUGAUGGGAAAUGUUGAUACGUGUCCUGUUCUGAAGAAGGUGCGGGGAUCAGUGCCUUAAUCGAGACUGCAGGGGAAGAGUGUAUUGUGCUUAAUCUGUUUGUUUUGGGACUUCGACAAAUAAUUAAACUAGCUUUAUUAGAGUCAUGAUGACAGAAUGGAGAGCCAGGUAUUGUUUUUUUAUGUACAGCUCUGAAUGCUAAGGUAAAAUAAGUGCUGACAAUAAAUAGGCUUUGUUUUCCCAGAAUACAUUGGCAGGCGAGGUUAGAAUGUUGGAAUGUUGGAGGGGGCUUAGAAAAGUAGCCCUUUACUGUGUGCUCCUGUAAGCAAAUAAUACAAAUAUUAAGACUCUGGUAUGGAGCGAUUUCAGUUUCAACAGAAAUUGUAUUUGAAUUCCAUAAUUUUUUAUUCGUAUUAGGAUAUUACAUUUGAAUUUAAUAUUUUUGAAUUUGUAAUGCACAAAUGCAUGAAUUGAACAUGUAUUUCAUGAUUUGAAACUGGAUUGAAUGAAUAUUGCAUUCAGUUUUAAAAUUAUAUUUCAAUUCAUUCAGUUUCAAUAUGGUAGAUAUUGCAUUCAUUGUCUGUUUAUGAAGUUUACAAACUAUAAUUUCAAAUUCAUCAAAGUUUCAUAUAUUCAAUUUCUCAGAUGAAUUCAGAUUUAGUUUUCAAAUUAAAUUCUCUAAAUGUAGAUUCAAAACUACAGACAACAUCCUUGUACUUUGCCAGCCAUGAGAGGUAGAGGAGAACAGAUGCUCUCUGUGGUAAACCAAAGCUUCUGGCGGUUUCUAAAGCCAAUUUUCUUCCUAUGAAUUUGUCUCAGCUGUUUUGGCUAUAAGCUAUUAUAACCCCAUUCCAGGAAGCUAAGACUCUCUGGAACAUGGACAUGCCUUCUGUUCCCGUCUAUGAUGAAUCACAGGUGCACAGGACACGUUAAAAGCGAGUGUCACACAAAAAAUGCUAUUUGGUCCCCAUAAGAAUAUAGUAGAAUAGCCCUGUCAUAGCUAUUCUAAGGAUAGCCUUUCCACUCCCUAUUUCUUAUUGUUCUUGUGACUGACUGGGUUAGAACCAGGUCUCUUGCAUGUCACAAGACUGUGUUAGCCCUCUAAGCUGAAGCUCAAAGGGAUGAGUUCAGGAAGCUAACACAAGUCUUAAUGUGUUCAGCAAGGUUACUCAUCAAAAGAGCGUGGUUCUUCAAACCAUCUCAGUUACAUUUCACCCCCCUUUGACCUCAUACUCAGAGAUCACGGCACCAAUAUAGCUAACUGGGUUCGAAAUCAGGCCUACUGAACAAAACAUUCUGUGGCAAACAGAAGCAGAAGGAUCUGUCCACCCCAUUUAAUGAGAGUGCAGCAGAGUUGGUUUGGUGAUCCAUGCAUGUGAUGAGCAACCUUGCCUGAGACCUGAAGACGUGUUUGUUUGACUGAUGGGGUUCUAACCCAGGGCUCCUGUGCGCCAGACAAUGCAAUUUUUUAGGUCUCAGACAAGUUACUCAUUAUGCGAGCGUGGUCACCGAACCACCUGUCUUACGCUUCACCACCCUUUGACCUCCUCCUUGAAGAGACCCUUCCUAGUCACAGAACCAAUGUCUAGGCUUUAGCUCAGCAGGCUAACACAGUCAACCCAGUAAAUCACGUUACUCUUGUAAUGACUAUCCUUGCCAGAGACUUGAAACUAACACGUCUAACACAAACUCAGACAUGUCAAACUAACACAUCUUUAGGUCUCAGGCAAGGUGGCUCAUCAAAUGAGCAUGAACCACCAAACACGCUCUUUUCAUGAGUCCGAGUCUCAGUAUGAGCUGAAUCAUUGGGAAGCAGUAACGUUAAAGGAAAAAUCCACCUAAAAAUGAUAUUUUGGUAUUUUUUUCAAUAAUACAGUCGCAAAAUAUUUUGCAUGUCAGCUGUUAACUUUUCUUUCAAGAUAUUGGACUUUCAAGAAGUAAAGUGUCACUUGCCACAUCAUCAUCAUGAUGAUGCAAAAUGCAUCAUAUGACGCAAAAGACAUAUGACGUGACACUUUGCUUUUUGAAAAUCCUAUAUCUUGUAAACCUGACUGCUGACAUGCAAAACAUUUUGGGAUUGUAUCAACAGUGGACUUUAAGAAAAAAAUCAAUAUUUUGGGUGGAGUUUUCCUUUUAAUAAGCCAGCAGCCAGCAGCCAGCAAAUCUCGGUCGUCCUUUACAUGAACUUCUUGAAUUUUUACCUAUAAUCAAAUCAAAAUCUAUUCAAAUUUCUAGGCUUUAGCUAAAUGGGCUAACACAGUCUUGUGACAUGCAGGAGAUCUGUUUCAAACCUUUUCACUCACAAGAGAAAUAUUAAAUAGGGAGCGGAAAGGCUAUCCUUCGAAGGGCUAUGACCGGGGCUAUUAAACUAUACAUUCUUAUGGGGGCCAAAUUGUGUUUUUUGUGACACUCCCUUCUUACGUGUCCUGCGCAGCCUGUGAUCAUUAUAGAGGUGAACAGAAGGCACGUCCAUGUUCCAGACUGUCUUAGCUUUUAGGAACCGGGUCAUAAUAGCUUAUAACCAAAAAUUAUUCAAACGCUAGAGCCAAAUUCAUAGAAAGAAAAUCAAUUCAACAUGUCACAUUGGCUCUAGAAGCUUCCGUUUACCACAGGGAGUGUUUGAUUCUAUCUGUUCUCCUCUACCUUUCCUGACUGGGAAAGUACCAGAAUGUUGUCUCUGGUUUUGAAUCUGAAUUUAGAGAACUUCUGCCCCUGAACAAGGCAGUAAACUCACUGUUCCUCGGGCCGUCAUUGAAAAUAAGAAUGUGUUCUUAACUGACUUGCCUAGUUAAACAAAAGUAAACUAAAAUGUGAAAAAAGGAAUUUGAAAACUAAAUCUGAAUGGAUCUGAUCAUUUGAAUAUAUGAAACUUUGAUACCCUUGAAAUGCUACUUUGUCAAAUUGAUACACAUACAAUUAAUGCAAUAUCUACCAUAUUGAAACUGAAUGUAUAAAUGUUGAAUUCUAAUAUUCAAUUCAAUUGAAAUAGAAUUUAAAACGGAAUGCAAUAUUCAUUCAAUUUAGUUUCAAAUCUUGAAAUACAAGUUCAAUUUAUGAAUUCAAUGAUUACAUUUGUGCAUUACAAAUUCAAAAAUAUUAAAUUAAAAUAUCCUAAUACAAAUACAAAAGUAUGGAAUUCACACUCAAUUUCUGUUGACACUGAAAUCGCUCCGUAUUCUGGACGCUCCAAUCCAUUUGCCUUCUUGAAUUGCAGCACAGUAUGUGUCAACACGAGAAACACUAUACUGUGACGUUUUGCAUGGGCAUGCUUCUAUAGGUCUAGCAAUUCUGACAGGCUAGAAUAGUGGCAUAUUAUCACAUACACAGUAGAUUAGAAACCUUUGUUAGUUUCAUGCUACUUGAUCAAAUAAUGACUAAGUUUACUCCACUUCUUGUCAGUAGUGAUCUAUACUGCCUGAGGAGCAGAAUAUUUAGUUAUUGAUGUUAUUUGUUAUUUCAAAACCACCUGAAUAACAUGUAGACUUGAUCAAUCUGAAAUAUAUAUCACACACUCAACAGUUAUCACCCUGAAUGAUCACAGACUGGAAAGGCUUUAAAUGAGCCAUGGAGUAGGCUACAGUAGUACAAACUUUACCCAUAUGAACCCUUGUUUUUAUACAUUGUCUUUGUUUAAUGCUUCAACCCGUUUAUAUCUGAUUCACUUCCAGCCUGCCUUACUGCAUCUGUUGUACCUAAAUCUUUCCAAGCCACACAACAAAAAAUGGGGUCGAAGUUAUAAAUGAAAUUAUGCUGCGCUAGAAAACUGAGUGAAACUCAGAGAAUGUUGUGGCUAACCUAAAGAGAGUGAGCUCUGUUUGUGGUUGCUGAAAAGAAUGCUGUCCCAUAUGUAUGUAAUAUAAUGUUCUAGUUUACAAUGUUUACUUAGUGUAGCUAUUUCUUCAAAUAGAGGCCUAAUCUGAAACAGCAUUUUAGUCCAACUUGUCCAACAAAACUGUAUGAACACAAUGAGCAGGAAAGAUUGUGGGAUUGUAGCGAGUGGGUGCUGAGGUCCACCAAUUUGGCAACGCGCUAUGGAAGGUCUACACACAGUAGCCUACACUGAGCUGUUAAGUGUUCCCCGUACCAACUGCUCUGUGUGCCAUUUGGUUACCCAAUUCCUACAGAACCCACUUAUACAGUGCUCAUUCCUCUAGUGUGGUGGUCAUGGAAGGAGAGGUUCUACACUAACUACAGGUCCUUUCGUAUGGAUUGCCGAUAUGACGAAAUCCGUCAUGAAAUCCCUGUGUGUUUCUUCUUAGGAUCAGUGCCGAAAUAACAACAGGUCUUUGUUCAAUGACUGUAAUAUAAUGCAUGCUGAAACAUUGAGACGCCCAUUAAAUUAGUCCUACGUAACUGAGUCCAUGAUCUAGACACACCAUGCAAUUAAUUUCAAAGGUAUAUCAGGCUCUUUGCUGUAGUCAGCUCUGAGCCUAGGACAAAGAAAAAGAUCCUAUUUGAGUGCAUUUUGUCUACCGAUACAAAACCUCCUAUUGACCGUUUGCAUAAACCCACCCAGCUUACAGAAAUUGUAAUAACUACAGUAAGGCUUGAGGUAUCGUAAAACUGACUACUGUAAUGGAUGUGCAUGUGAACCUAUAGACCGACUCGGAAAAUAACUGCACUAAGUUUGUUUGUUUGUCUUUGAACAUAAUGCCAGCACUUUAGAAAUAAUAAAGUAAAAAAUUAUUUCAAAAUGUAAGAGUGAAGGUUGGAGGACAGUCUUAAGUCUCUGGGAGCAACCUUUAAAGCCAUGUUCUUAGAGCGCUGACAAUCAGAACAGGGAAGACCCACCUGCACUAUGGGAGAUGUGUCAUCAAUAGCUGGGCUCCUGCUAAUUCCUGCCUUGUUGCUUCCAGCUUUGCUAUUGGUCCAUGUGAGCUACCUACUCCAGAACGGAGGCCUGUGGCAGUGCCAACUCUGGCCCUCAGGGUUGCCUAGGCAACUGCAUGUUCUCUGUGCACCUCUCUUAGCUACUCUAGAUUUGACUGAGAACCUGAUUGAUCUAGGACCUGCUGUGUUUUUUACUUCUAAAUGUCACGGUCAGGAUGAGGAUCAUUUAAAUUGAUCCUAGAGCAGCACUUUGGGGUAACUUAGCUUACUUGACAAAUCUAGGCCUUUAUGACAACCCACAGGGCAUACACUGCUUGAAUCAACGUUGUUUCCACAUCAUUUCAAUGAAAUGACAUUGAACCAAUUUGGAAUAGACGUUAAAUUGAUGCUUGUCCCCAGUGGGAAGUGACUUUUGACAUUUGUCGAUGUCUGAGAGAUUGAGUUCCAUUAAGCUGGAACCUGGCCAAAAUGGGACAGGAGAAUGGGGUUGGUUUUAAUGGGGGUGGAACUCUGUGACCGCUUUAUAUUUGAAAAGAUAAUGAUUAAAAUGUAUAUGCGCCUUCUGACUCAAGCAUCAAUAAUAUAUACACGAGGAAACACAAGAUGCUACUUUUGAUGUUGCAUAAAGAACAAACAAAUCUCCAUUCCAAAUAUGUUUUUUCCUUCCACCGCCAGUUUUAGUUGAGGUUGACAUUGUGUAGUUCACGAGUAAAUUGAUUUCUUUCAAAUGCAAUACUUUGAAGUCUGCCUUCUAAUAAAACUCCUUACUUCAACAUA